This is a messenger RNA of Caenorhabditis remanei, 660 nucleotides long. RefSeq lists its product as uncharacterized. Lineage: Eukaryota; Metazoa; Nematoda; Chromadorea; Rhabditida; Rhabditidae. The coding region runs from base 1 to 660 and encodes 219 amino acids. The record is from RefSeq and is a predicted model, not a curated record. The transcript is spliced from 3 exons.
AUGGUUGGUUGUGAUGGAAUAGUUUGGUUGGGGUUUAAAGCACCGAUUUCUAUGAAAAACAUUGAUCCUGAUCAGAUUUGUUCUUGUGUGGGAAUCCCGUUGUUUCGAGAAAUUCCCAUUCGUGGCACUGCUUUUCGUACACCUCCACGUGGAACAUCUCCUUCGGAAUUCUCUCCAUCUGCCUCCGACGAUCCACCAUCAUCGUCCAUCAUGAGUGACGACCGCUGGCUAUCGUCAUCUCGUUUGCCUUUCAAUGGCCUCCCACCCAAAUUUCGGUUCCGACUUGUCGGCCGAGCAUUUACAUCAACUCUUGCAAAUGCUCCAUCACUAACUGAAUCGUCUGUGCAUAGUUCCACUGUAGUCGUCACAAGCGUUGAAGAAGUCUUGCGCAUUUGGAGUCAACGAGUAGAGUGCCUGCCCGUUUCGGUUGUUCAUAGUCAUUCUACCGGUAGUAUUGUACAUCUGGUUCUGAGUUUGAGCAACAUCCCAAAGAUUGUUCGAUGUCAUGUGAACACUUCCGUCGUUGAUUUUGAUGAAACUUCGAUCUUUGCCAUCAGCAUUCCGACUAUUCCUCCAGUAACAGUAUGCAAGUACAAUAACCACAGAGAUUAUCAGCAAAGCAACUAUUACUAUAAUGGGAACGUGGGAUUUAUUGAUUAG